GGGUGGUGUCCUGGUUCACUGUAUAUCAGGGUGGGACCGCACUCCUCUGUUUGUAUCUCUACUCCGUCUGUCUCUGUGGGCGGAUGGUCUGGUGCAUUCCUCUCUUAGUGCAAUGGAAAUACUCUACCUAACAGUGGCCUAUGACUGGUAUUUGUUUGGUCACAAUCUGCCUGACAGACUGGCCAGAGGAGAAGAAAUUUUAUUCUUUUGUUUCUAUUUCUUGGGGUAUAUCCAGUCAGAAGAAUUUUCCUUAGCAAAAAAGCCUAGGUCUAGGGCAGUGAGUAGGGCAGAUUCUGAGUGCAAUAUUGAAGGGGUUCUAUUAGAUGCCUCUGACACCACAAUCCGUUAUGGUCGUUGUGGUAGUACCACCAGUAUUAACAGUGUUAGCAGUAUCACUAGCAAUAGGAGUAGUGUGGACAAUGCACCUAUGUUCUUCACAGCUGGUAGUCCAGAGGAAGACUCCUUCAUACAGAGCAGCAGUGGCGUGCCCUCAGUCAGUUUUCACAGAAAAUCGCCCACUAGUCGUCACCAGCUGAGCUCUGAGUCUUCCAGUAGCACACCAGGCAGUUACCAUGGCGUGGCGUACACGGCGAGUACCACGGCGGUCCCAGUGCCAAGCGGAAGCAGACUACGAGAGAAAAGUUUAGCUGAGGCUGCCAAUUCACCAGCUUGUGGAAGUUGGCAAGUGAUCUCGGCCACAGGAAGUCUCAAGGAUGCGGCCACCUUCAGGGACUCUCCCAAGGCAUCAGGUUCUGAUCACAAUAUCAGUAUGGACAGCAGGACAAGUUGGUGUGCGGAGAUCACCGAGAUGACAGAAUCCAAUGAAGGCACCCCAAGAAUGCAAAAACUGGACAGAGUGAGGAAAAUAUUCCACAAUGUGUACAGUGUGACUAUAGGCUUUAAGAAUGGACCAGACCCUUCAGGGGGACUCACUAGUUUAUUGGACCACUUUGCAGAAAAAGUUGGUAUUCGAGGAGCAAAAAGUACUUUUGUAUAGCAUCGGCUGCAGCUGAUAUGUGGGGAUUUUGAUUUUCUUUUGUGCGUGUGUGCAUUUUGAUGCACAGGGAUAUUUGUUUUUAUUUAAUAUACAAAGAGAGACAGUAUAAAUUAUUCAUGUCAUGGGCCACAAUAAUUUGAUUAAAACUGAAUGUUUGUUGUGGGUGUCGAAGUUUUGAGAAGCUCUCGUCAUCUUCAGUAUCGAAAUAUCAUGGAGGAAGUUGUGUCGCUGUGGUUUACGUAAUUGUUCAGUGUUGGAUACUGUUGAACAUGUUAACAUUAUGUCGCACAAUAGAAGGUAACAUCUGUGU
Messenger RNA from Lingula anatina, 1307 nucleotides. Its product is annotated as phosphatidylinositol-3,5-bisphosphate 3-phosphatase MTMR14. The record is from RefSeq and is a predicted model, not a curated record. Gene Ontology annotation, biological process: dephosphorylation. Lineage: Eukaryota; Metazoa; Brachiopoda; Lingulata; Lingulida; Lingulidae. Gene Ontology annotation, molecular function: phosphatidylinositol-3-phosphate phosphatase activity.